This is a messenger RNA of Liolophura sinensis, 2217 nucleotides long. RefSeq names its product ankyrin-2-like. NCBI's taxonomy places the organism in Eukaryota, Metazoa, Mollusca, Polyplacophora, Chitonida, Chitonidae. Gene Ontology annotation, molecular function: protein binding. The record is from RefSeq and is a predicted model, not a curated record.
AUGUCUAUUCGUGAUAUUGAUGUGGUUUUAUAUGAAGCUCGUGAUGGCAUCAAGUGCCCUGGCACCAUACAGAGUAACUUAUUUCAACACCUGCUGAUCUCACUGAAGGAGAAACCUUUGGAAUUUCACGCAUACGCGGGAAAGCAGCUUGUCUAUCUACUGAGUCUACACGGAGUAGACAUCAAUAUGAGAACAGAUUCUGGUAACACUCCACUACAAGAAUACCUCGACUUCCCAACUGUUCACCCGGCUGUAGUAGAGGCUUUCUUACGCUGUAACGCAGACGCUUAUGCGCCAAACAAGGAGGGACGAACCCCGUUUGCCUUGGCCUAUUUCAACCCACGGCUCGCGAAAGCAUUGAAGGCGGUUUUUAUGCAAUAUGUGCCAGGACUUUGGCGGGCCGUGGAAGGUGAUGACGUCAUGAAUGUUCGGAAGCUGGUUAACCAAUGGUGCCACACCAAUAUUUUCAAGGACGGCAAAUCGUUGACCCAGCUAGCGUGUGACGCCGGGUCUGAAAAUGUUGUACGCGUAGUACGGGACAUCAAACCCUCCAUGGAUCUUGCCCAUGCAGUCCUCAGCACAGACGUUCAGCGGGCCAGACUGAUUCUAACAUCCGGAGACACGGUUAAUGUGAACUUCCACAACAUGGGUGACCUAGGUGCCACGCCCUUGAACUACGCCAUACUGAACAAUGACUGUGAGAUGGUGGACCUUCUUCUGGAUAACGGAGCUAGAUUGGACAUACCGUUAACACAGGGUGAGCAUGAGAUACCUUUGUUCAUGUCACUGUUAUCUGGAGACCAUGAAAUUGAAGUGAAAACGUUAUGCAAGGUUGUGGAUAGACUGUCCAAAAAUAACAUGAAAAAGAUGUUUUUCCGGGGCAGUAAUCUUUUACUACACUGUAUUGACCACGAUGUAGAACCGGAAGUGGUAGACUGUAUCCUGAAGAAAGGGGGCGCUGCUCUUCUCACGUGCCGUGACCAGGACAAUCUCACCGCCAGGGAUUUAGCGGAUAUCAGCGAGAAGACACGCUAUGUGGAUUUGAUGGACCAGGUUGUAUCGGAUUGGUAUUUUUACCCGGAAACAGAUGACUGUAACAGGAAACUUUUAUGCCUACACGCCUAUCCUUCUAUCCCUCGGGUGCCGUUGGUGCCCAGUCAUGAAUCAGAUAGCGGUCAUUCUCCUGACCUGAAAAACAGACCGACUGGACAUGAGACGGACACAUUCUGGGAUAAACGCGAGGAAUACUUGCGCAUGGUUGAGCAGUUUCAUUCAGCUGUUGAGGAAGGUAAUCUGGAAUCUGCCGGUCAACUGAUAUACGUGGAGCACUAUUCCCGCAACUUUGAGCCUUGUUUGGCAGACGGUAGAACGAAGGUAAAUUUCCAGCCAGCUUUACACAAGGCCGUCUUGAGGGGAAAUCGAGACAUCAUGCGACUGUUGGUCGAGGCGUUCUUAUUUCUCCUGGGCCAUAGAUUAGAUUUUGUCCGUGACCAGUUCCACCGAACGGUGCUGCAUUACGCAAUGGCGGCUGAAGGAUCAGAAGAUAUGGUGGCGUAUCUGGCCGAAAAUGGGGCGUCCGAACACGUUAUGGAUAAGGAUGGCCGUUCACCACAGGUGUUCAAGGACCGGAAGGGCCAGUCGGCCAUGAGAGACCUCUUGAGAUACCAUCUAUUACAGGAUUUUACUCAAGCUGAGCCAGACCCGUGGUCGGUACCUAUGCCUGUUCCCAUCAUUGGUUACCUCAAAAAGUGUGCUCAGGAUCAUAAACACGGACACCGACUAGGCUUAAGUCAUCAUCAUCAUUAUCAUCACCAUACCACUGACAGAAGUCAUCACCACGUUAAGGCUGCAAAAAACUUAUCAGCAAUAGCCCAAAGGACAGACGAUCUCGAUGAUGAAAUUACAGAGGAAAGUGAAACUGAAAGUAAUCAAGAGACAAAUCGAUACGAAAUGGAGGACAAAGGAGAACAGUUGAGUCCAAACCAAAUGCAUGAACAAUCAUCAUGGUGUUUAAUAUUGUGAUAUUAAAUGUUAUAUCCAUUCACGGAGUAUUAAUCAUUUUGGUCCAGUCUUGAAUUUUAAAACUGAUUUCCAGUAAAAGUUUAUAUUCUGCAUGGUAUACAAACCUAUAGCUGUACUGAAACCACAUUAGUGUUCUUUCAAACAUAAAAUUGUCGUACAAUGUAAAUUUAUUAUUCUUUAUAUAGUGCAGCAAAC